CGAAUGUUUGUGAUGUGCGGGCUUUGAACAGCCGUCAGGUCAGGGUCUGGGCGGUUGUCUUCCCGUCUUCUGUUAUUACGUAUGCUUCGUUGCUAUGAAGCAUAAAUUAUCAACCUGUGAUCUCCCAUCAUCCUUUAAGCUUCGCAGGUUGGAAGGAGGAUGCUCACGAGUCCAUCAUAAAGGAAACUCAAUCAACUCCUUACUUGAUCUCAGUGCUAGAGUUGUAGCUGAAUAUCUACCGUUUGAAUAUGUGGAACGCAUGUUGGUUCACAUACCCGAACCUGUACAGGAAAAAAUAAUUUACUACUCCUUUCCACAAAGAGAUAGUGAUAUCUAUACGUACGCAUCCUUUCACUCAAAGACCGAUAAGACGCGUGACAAGAUUCCGUAUUAUCAGGGACUGGAAUAUUUUCAGAAUAACUGCGUGGAGAAUGUUAUUCAGAUCGGAUUUCACUUAACUGGGUCUGUACGACAACAGCCUACGACAUGCAUUUCCGAGACUGAGGGAAACAAAUUCAAAGUUUCAAUAACAUUCGAUAGAUGCAAAAUAAUAUCGGUUUGCUGUGACUGUGGUAAUAAGGGGUUGUCAUGGUGUCCCCAUGUUGUUGCUCUUGCCUUGUUCCGGAUAAGACAGCCUCAUCUUGUGGAUUAUCGUUCACCUAUUUCAGAUGCUUUGGUUCGAAUGAAUCGUAGUCAAUUGCAAAAAUUCGCUCAAUAUUUAAUUGCUUCACAUCCAAAUAAAAUUUUACCCAGUGCACAACAAUUAGCUGAUCAAUUACUUCAACCUGAAUCGAAUAUUAACAAAACAUCGGGUGCACCGGAUCCAACAGCCGGUGGUAGUCUACAAGAUGUUGCAGCAUGGUAUCUUGAUGAAAUUGGUGUACGUGAACAAUUACGCGUGGAAUUAACUAAUCUUGCUAGUAAUGGUUUAUAUGGAACAAAUUCUAAUUUAAAUUCUAAUUUACGUUUAUCAUCAACUUCUGGACGAUGUAAUUCACCAACCAAUAAUAUUUCAACAAUCAAUUCUAAUGGACAACAACAACAACAGAAUACUACUACUAACAACAGAUCAUCAUCAUCAUCAUCAUUUGUACAAAGAUCCAAUAGUUCCAAUCGAUCAUCACAUCCUAAUUCGUCCGGUUCACUUGGUAUUGCUGAUUCAGGCAUAGGACGUCAAAAUGAUCAUGAUUAUCAACAGUGUACAACUGAAGUUGGCUUAGAUUGGUUACUUAGAUAUCGUCGAUUAACAUUGAAUCAAAAUCUUCUUAUUGGUGGAACUAACAACACCAACAACAAUAGCCAUAAUAAUACUAUUUAUGAAACAAUACAUACAUGUAAUAAUUCUUACAUGUUACAUGGUUUAGAUUUAGCAUUUCAUCAUCAUCAUUAUCUACCAUCUUUAUCAAUGAAUCAUCAUCAGCAUCAUCAUCAUUCAGAAGCAUCGUCUAAUUCAAAUACUGCCUCUAGCGCCGCCGCCGCCGCUGCUGCUAAUAAUACUAAUCAUAGUAAUCAAAAUAAUAAUAAUAAUAAUAAUAAUAAUAAUGGUCGUCUUUAUUGUACAUCCACUUCACCAUUUCAUCUACAUCACAAUCAAUAUCAUUAUUGGCCUCAUUCAUCAUUCGAUACACAAUUUGAUUCGAGUUUUUUACAUCAUUGUCAUAAUCAAUUUAGUAAUAAUGUUAGUAGUAAUAAUAACAAUAGUGGAACACAAAUCCCUGCUAUGUUUGCUAAAGUUCGUGAAUUAUUAGCAAAACGUGAUUCAAAUGGUCCACGUUUAUUAAGUUUAAUCACGGAAGAAUUAUUGAAUUGUUCUAAAUUGCCACUAAUAAAAUCUAGACGUAAUCAACGCAAUACAACAAACGAUGUAGUAUCUAAUCGACUACAAACAAUUGCUACACCUCGUCUGUCUUCUCAUGGUCAACAAUCAUCAAAUGAGCGUCAAUACACCAAUGAGACAUUAACAACGAAUUCUGUUAAUAAUGCUACAUAUAAUCAUAAUUCAUCUAAUUUCAAUCAAUCUCCACCAUGGACUGUACGUUUAUGGGAAGAAGUUUGUCUACUAUGGACAUGUGUAGUUUUAAGUCCAGAUUGUAGUGUGGAAGCGAAACGACAAUGGCGUUAUCGAUUUUUAACCUGGGCACGUGCUAAUCGUUGUCCACGCGAUGAGUCCUAUGCAAUUCCUAGUCAUUUUCUUACAUCGAUACAUGAAUUAAACGACAUAGAUGAUGAUAAUGGUGUUGGACAAAAUCAACAAACCCAACAACAACAUCAACAGCAGCAGCAGCAACAACCAUCUUGUCAGCAAUCAUCAUCAUCGUCGACUCGUUCUUACAGACGUGCUUCAGUGUUUCGUUUACCAAUUGAAGCUAGUUAUAUGUCUUGGGAUGAUGUCUGGUGGAAUCAACUCCUGUCGAUUCAUGAUAUGAAAUUAGAUAAACACGAAUCAGAACCUAGUGAAGAUUUGAAUGCUGCUAGUCGACAUAAUCAUUCAACAAGCAUCAGUUUAGAUGAAAACAAUAAUGAUUGUAGUAGAAUAUUUCGACGACCGUCGUCAGUCACUCCGAGGCGAUCGAUCGGUUUCAAUAAUCGACCAUUCCCUCAGUCGAACACUUCACCAAGAGAAUGUCAAUGCCCUUAUUGUGAUUAUUCCGGACCAAUUAAUGAACCAUUCCCUUUAUUGUGUUUACGUGUAGCCGCAUUACGCACGAAUGGUUAUCUGAGUCAAGCAUUACAAUUGGCUGUGUUGAUUAGUCAACGUUUAUUGCGUUCAGUGAAAAUGAAAGCAUCAAUGGCUGCAACUUCAAUGCUCAGUACUAUUCAACGUAGUCCUCCACAAACAUCAUGGAAUAAUAAUAAUAUUAAUAAUAAUAAUAGUAAUAAUAAUGCUAAUAAUUGUCAUGAUAUUGUAGCACGUCGUUUAUUGUUCAAUACACCACCACAAUCGAAUAAUGGUCAAUUACUACGAGUUAAUAACAACAUGAAUUCACAUUAUGUAAUGCAUAAUUCUAGUGCACGAUAUUUAUCUUCAUCCAAUAUGCCUCCUUCUCCGUCAAUGUUACCAAAUCAUGGGAAAUUCUCACCGUCCAGUCGACUUACAUCACCUAGACCAGCAUCAUUAUCUCCUCCAGUGAAUGUGAAUCAUCAUUCACGUUCCAUCUCUACCAGACGACAUGGUCUCUCACCGAAUUCCAAUCCAAGUCCUGGUCCAUCUUGCCCAACUAAUCAUCAAUCAAUUAUCAUUAAUAAUAAUAGUAAUAAUAAUAAUAAUAAUAAUAACAGCAGUAGUAAUAAUAGUAGUAGUAAUAAUAACAAUAUCAAUAAUAAUAGUAAUAAUAAUUGUUGGUCUAAUCAACCAUCUUAUGUAUAUAAAUCACCUUCAUCAUGUCAACAAUAUGCCAAUCAAUCACAUCCGUUCAAUUCACCGCAUUGUUCACCUGUACCACCUGCAUCACACUCUCCUAUACCAUUUCAUAAUCCUUAUCAUCAACCGACACCUAUAACUCAUCAUCAACAUCAUUAUCAUAAGCAUGUACCUCAUUCAAAUUCACCUUAUCCAUCUUAUUCAUGUCUACCACCGCCGCCGCCGCCACCACCGCCUCACGGUGUCGGAGGUCCAGUUGGUUGUAACAAUGGUAGUAACGGUAACAUGAUGAUGAUGAUGAUGCAUCCUAGUCAUCAUCAUAAUCGUUCUUUGAAUUCUCCAACUCUCACCAAUAGAUCUAUGAAUGCAAGAUCAAUUCCUUCAUCUUAUUCAACUAAUAGUAAUGGUAAUAUGUUCGCCGGUGAAUUUUAUCCAUUCACCAAUGAAAUUGAUAUAAAUUGUGGUUUGAUUUCAACAAAUUGUCCUAGUCAUACAGAAAUUGGUUGGAUUGGUCUACCUGGUCGACCGAUAUUAUGUCUUGUUGAAUGUUUAUUAGAUGCAGCUGCAAUUGUUGUUGAAGCAGCCAAUCAUCAAGCUCCAUCAAUCGCCUUACCAUUAUGGGGUCAUAUGGAAAAAGCAUCAUUUUAUUUAUGCUUAGCGGUUAAAAUCAGUCUGUUAAGUUUAUUUCAACAACGACGUCUUGUCGGUUCAAUUAGUCGUUUAUUAGCUUGUCAACAUCAAGAAACACGUUUAUUAAGUUUAUUAAAUACCAUACCAAAAGAUAUGACUACAGCAUUGACAAUGUGUGAAAUUUUAUGUCAAUUACUAGGUCCACCUAUUCCAUCCUCUUUGUCGUCAAUACGUACAAUGAAUAAAUUUGAUUAUCAUUAUUCUUCUACAAAUGUAAAUGUAUUAAUGAAUUUUUGGUGGUGGUCAUCACUUGGUUUGAUUGUACACUCAGAUACGUAUCCAAUUCAUGCUGUUGCUGAAUUUGUAUUAAAUUAUUUAUUGGAUACACAAAAAAUUAAUCAAUUUGUUUCAUUCAAUACUUGUUGGACAUAUUCAUCAAAUAAUAAUAACAGUAAUAAUCAUAAUAAUUGUGGAAAUGGUAGUUGUAGUAGUACUACUCCUACUAAUAAUAGUAGUAACAAUACUACUACUACUAACAAUAGUAAUAAUAAUAUUCAUAAUAUUUCUUCAAUUCGUAUCGAUGAUAUGAUAUUCACAUUGGUUACAAGAGCAAUGCGAUUUUCUGUUCUUGAUAAUUAUCAUCCUUUAAUGGAUAAUCCAAGUACAAUGGGAACACAUUUAACACGAAGUAAUAGUUCGCCACAAUUAUUGAGUAAUAUUAAUAAUAAUAAUAAUAAUAAUAAUAAUAAUACAAAUGGUAUUCCUCAAAACUGUUUACAUUCUCAACGUAUAAAUUACAAUCAUCGAGGUUUUUGGGAUUAUUACAAUCACGCUAACAAUGGAGGUGUUGGCGGUGGCAACAGCAGCAGCAUCAACAGUGCCGGUGGUAAUGUAGAAACUGCACUUGCUGUCAAUACAGAAGUUAGUGAUCAAGAAUUCGGUCUAGCUGCACCGAUGGCACCGACAACGACCGCCGCUACAGCGUCAACACCAGCAACAACAACACUAACUGGGAAUAUGAUGGAUUCAUCAGUACAAUUCACUGGGAAUCAUAAUAAUAAUAUGUAUAUGAAUGCCAAUUAUGAUAAUCAUCAAAGAUAUGCACAUCCACCCAGUAAUCCAUUUCGAUGGGAUCAAUCACCGCAGCAGCAGCAGCAACAACAACAACAACAACCUGUUCCAGAUUAUGAUCGUUGUACAAUUUCUAUGCCCAGUGUAUCUGUCCCACCACUACCAUCUGUAUUCUCUAUGUCUACACAGAAUUGUUUGAAAUUUAAUAAUGGAUAUUUGAAUCCCUCAUGUAAUAAUAAUAAUAAUAGUAAUGGUAAUAAUAAUAAUAACAGCACUAACAAUCCAUCUGUUUAUCCAAUGUUCAAUUUACAAAAUCUUGACAGUAGUCGUUGGUUCACACCUCCACCGCCCCAGUCAUCAUCAUCAUCAGUGGUGACAUCACCACCAACCAUUGGACUACCAUCUCCUACUAUUAUGAAUAAUAAUAAUAACAGUAGUAAUAACAAUCAUAAUAAUAAUAUUUUAUCAUUAAAUCAAAAUCCACAAUAUCGUCGAUGCAUAGAAACAUUGAAAUCGCGUCAAACUCGACUAGCUGUUGCGCUGAUUCGUGUCUCUAAAUCACAUAUUCAUCGAUUAGAUCAAAUUGUACAAAUUUGUGAUCAAAAUAUUCACUCGGCUGUUAGUUUAUUGGCUAUUUCUCAACAGGUAUUUGCUGAAGCAGUUGGUUGGAAAUUCAGAUCAUCAAUUAAUCGUAAACCUAAUAAUACUACUACUAAUUUAUUAGACACUGUCUACAUUGAAUGUGAUUGUUUGUUAAAUUCCAAUACUUCAUCUAGUUUAAUCUUACCAACCACAACAAAUUCCACUAAUGAACCAUUUCAUUAUACACGUGAUCGUAUAUUCCUUAUUAGUACAGCAUUUCAUAUAGCUUUAAUUGUUGUCCUACGUACAUUGAAUCGUUCGGUUGUAGUACAUUGGCGUCGACGUGAAAUAUUAGCAUGGGCAGUAACUACUGCUUUACAUGUUGGUCCAUCCGCUUGUUUAUAUCUAAUCUAUCAUUGGUCAUCUUAUGUGAAUCCAAGAGAAGCUGUUAGUUGGCUAGCUCCUGCAUUACUUACUGCUGUUGAUAGUAGUAAUGGUGGUGGUGCAUUCGAUGUCAAUAAUACAUCAUCCAUUCUAAUGAAUCAUCCUCAUCAUCAUCAUCAACAUGCAUCGAAAUCUUUAUCAACCAAUAAAAUUGGUUGUUCCAAUGCUACUUCUACUAAUACUACCGCUACUCCUACUAUUCCUGAUCAAUCGAAUCGACCAUUGAUUGAUAAUCCAAUGUGUUGCUUUGAUCAUUCCUCGUCGUUAUUUUUCAAUUGGGAUGAAGAUUGUUUGAAUAAUGCUGGUAAUGGUAAUAGUAGUAGUAGCAGUAGUAAUGCUAAUAAUAAUCAUACUGGUACUGGUCUAAUAAUGAAUGGAUCGUCAGAUAUCAAUCCUUAUUCUCUAUGGCCUCCUACUACAUGUUAUUCAUUUUGUCCAACAUCAUUCACCACAAGAAAUCAUAGUCAUUCAAUUAUAAUGGCAGCACAAUUAUUGAAUACUGCAGUGCCUUAUUCCAAAGUAUCACGUGAACAAAUUACAAAUGCUGUACGACAUAUGGCAUUGCAAGCUGCUGCAAAAGAUCCAAUUCAUUGUGCAUUACCUGCAUUAAAUUUAUCCGUCAAAGAUCCAAUAGCUUUUGAUGCAAUCUAUCGUCUUGUAUUGAACUCCGCUGAAUCUGGUGGUCUUGGACCAAUUCAAUUAUUCUCAUUAGCACGUUAUAUGGAUAAUUGUGGUUGGACAUGGAGAGCAUUUCCUUUUGCAUUACAUGCUACACGAUUGUUUGUUUUAUCAACAACACAGGAAAGUCAUCCAGUUGGUAAUGAUGUAUUAUGGGCAUGUUUACUGGGACAUCGACUUGGUCCAGGAGCAUUACAAGAAAUAUUAAAUCAUGUUAUACGUAAUAUACAUUGUCCAACAUUAUUAACUGAUAUAUUACAUCGUUGUCGAUCGAUACCAUGUGGAAUAAAUGUGAAUUUAACCAAUUCUAAUAAUAAUAACAGUAAUAAUUCAAUGGACUCAUCGUUAUCAUCAUCCUCAUCAUUACUUAUGAUGAAUAACAAUAACAACAACAACAUGGCAAUGAAUUCAAUACCAUCAACUAUUGGACGAGGCAAUUCAUGUACAACACACUUUUGCAAUCCAACAUCCUAUUACAUUCACAAUAGUAGUAAUAAUAAUAAUAAUAACAAUAACAAUAAUAGUACCGGUGCGUCGUCAGGUUGUCCAGGUAAAAUGCUCAGUUUAGAUCGUCCACCGCUGAAAGGAUUAUUAGAUGCAGCUAUUAAUGGUUUUGUGAUGGCUACACAUAUGCGAUUAGCUAAUAUAAGUCCACGUCAAUACACGGAAUUUGUGGAUUUUUUAACACGUGCCAGAGAUACAUUUCAUUUAUUGCGGCCAGAUGGACCAUUACAAUUUCGUAGUUUAGUUGAAUGUUUAAGACAAACUUAUCGUGGAAAACGUAAAUUAGUCGCAUUAUUAUCUGAACGAUUUGGUUGAUUGAUUGAUUGAUGAACAAGUACAAUACAGUUAUUUCAAGCUAUAUGUAUAAAAAAAAAUAUUUUUGAUUUACUUUUGUCUGUCUACACAAGCUAAAACACACAUACACACACACGCAAAUACAAUGAACAAACUGAUUGUCGAUUGCAUCACAACUAAUAAUUACUACUACUGCUACUGAUUGAUAAAAUCAAGUGAGAAACACGCAGCAAUGAAAGAAAAACUAACUGACUGACAUGUUACAUACACACACUCACACAUACAUAUAUAUAUGAAUUUAUAUUUAUACUACUGACUACUCUACUAUAUCCACCACUCUUAUUUGCUUCAAUUUUGUAUGAAAGAAUUAGAAAUAUACAUAUUACAUAAUUUGUGGAUUAUGUAAAAAGAGAUUACAUCAUCUUUUGUUUUGUUU
Messenger RNA from Schistosoma turkestanicum, 8000 nucleotides. The record is from the annotation of a GenBank genome assembly. NCBI's taxonomy places the organism in Eukaryota, Metazoa, Platyhelminthes, Trematoda, Strigeidida, Schistosomatidae.